CGGUCUUCUUCUUUUCUCCCUUUCUUUCUCCAACCAACUUUCUUUUCUCCUAUUCCUUCCUUUCCAAUUGUUCCUUCUUUUCCUUUUUCUUCCCUUUUCUUCUUUCAACGAUCGUUCAUUUUUUCACCUACUAAACUAAUCAUACGUAACACUCAUACCCUUUUCUGCUUUCGCUACCUCCCACAACUCACUUCAACGUUCAACAAUGAAGUCUUUCGAUUCUGUCACUGGUCUUGUCUUGCCAGAACCCAAGAAUAGGUUGUUCCUCUGGAGUGUCCUCAUCGUGGUUUCUUUGAUUUCUGGUGCUUAUUUCGUUGGAAAUGCUUUUUUUGCAAAUGAAUACAAACAGAGAUUAGCACGAUGGGGACUAAUUCAUACAAUACCAGAUUCAAAAUCAAAUGCUUGCAAGAGAGAAUGCUGGCCUUUGGGAAGUGAGGCAUUACCUGAAGGAAUUAUUGCCAGAACAUCUAACUUGGAAAUGCGGCCCUUAUGGGACUCUGGUAAAGAUCAUACAAUUUUAAAGCGCCCAUUGAAUCUGUUGGCUAUGGCAGUAGGACUUAAGCAGAAAGAAAUUGUCAACAAUAUUGUUGAAAAGUUCUUGUCAAGUGAUUUUGUUGUGAUGCUUUUUCACUAUGAUGGUUUUGUGGAUGGAUGGAAGAGUUUAGCUUGGAGUAACCAUGUCAUACAUCUAUCUGCUAUAAAUCAAACAAAAUGGUGGUUUGCGAAACGGUUUUUGCAUCCAGACAUAAUUGCCGAAUACAACUACAUAUUUCUUUGGGAUGAGGACCUUCUUGUUGAUAAUUUUGAUCCAAAAAGGUAUUUAUCUAUUGUUAAAGAAGAGGGUCUUGAGAUAUCUCAGCCGGCUCUGGAUCCUACCAAAUCUGAGGUACAUCAUCCACUGACAGUCCAUAAAGCCGGAUCGAAACUGCACAGAAGGUAUUAUAAACUAAAAGGCAGUGGAAGGUGUGAUGAUAGUAGCAUUGCUCCUCCUUGCAUUGGUUGGGUGGAAAUGAUGGCACCGGUAUUUUCUAAGAAGUCUUGGCAAUGUGUAUGGCAUUUAAUCCAGAAUGACUUAAUCCAUGCCUGGGGCCUGGAUAGGCAGCUUGGCUAUUGUGCACAGGGUGAUCGAAUGAAAAAUGUUGGUGUUGUUGAUUCUGAGUACAUAGUUCAUCUGGGCCUGCCUACUCUUGGUGGCCCAAAUGGCAAUGAGGCAUCGUCAGACUCUCCUGGAGGUAAUGCUAGAGCCAAUGUUAGGAUGCAAUCAUACAUUGAAAUGCAGGUUUUCGGUAAAAGAUGGGGAGAUGCAGCAAAGAAAGACAAAUGUUGGAUUGAUCCAUAUCAACAACAGGCAAACCUGACAAACCAUUAACUGAUUGAAUGCCAUGUCCAGUGUCCAUGUGCAUAGUCACGUUUGAAAUUCACACGUCACAUUUUGCAUCCGAUUUUUGUUUCUAGUCUCAGGUAUACAGGUGUUCAUAUUGCAUAGUUUAUUUUAUUCUUUUUCAAGGAUGGUCAAUGUAAAAAGUGAAGUAUACCCCUUUUUAUUCUGGAAAGGGUGAUUCAGAAUGUAAAAGUUACAUUUUGGAC
This is a messenger RNA of Vigna umbellata (rice bean), 1587 nucleotides long. NCBI's taxonomy places the organism in Eukaryota, Viridiplantae, Streptophyta, Magnoliopsida, Fabales, Fabaceae. The record is from RefSeq and is a predicted model, not a curated record.